This is a messenger RNA of Phyllopteryx taeniolatus (common seadragon), 1535 nucleotides long. It is a transcript of the gene ube2c, whose product is annotated as ubiquitin-conjugating enzyme E2C. Lineage: Eukaryota; Metazoa; Chordata; Actinopteri; Syngnathiformes; Syngnathidae. Bases 830 to 1426 code for a protein of 198 amino acids. The record is from RefSeq and is a predicted model, not a curated record. The transcript is spliced from 6 exons.
UUGCAAUAGCCCGAAAGUCUUUUAGUCUUGCUAUGUACAGUACAAAUAAUGACUAUUUGCUCAAACUUUUCUCGUCCUCGAACAUUUGUUUGACAUAAACCAAUCAAUGAUUGACUGGCGAAACCGUUUUUGAAGGUGGUGACAAAUAGAACAUUCAUUUUACUUAUUUAAUUGAGGAAUAAAACUACUCUAUGUGGAAAGCCUUAGAUCAUUUUAUUUUGCUAUUUUUUUGUUUAUGUGUGAAUGUACCUGAUCCUUUUUGCAUUUGACUUCAACCAAAGCCACCAUUUUGGGAUGCAUCUUGUUCAAUAAUAAUCAAAUAAGUACAAUAAAAUAAAUGAAUGGAUUGGAGUGGAACGGUUGGCCCAACUCAGUCAAGCAAUGUUGGUGUUUAUUGAUUUAUGUUUCCUAGAUGUAUUGAAUUGAUUGGAGCUAUAGCCAAAUACGUAGUAUUUUUUUAUCAGACUAUUUUCUAUUAUUUUGUUUUAGCCCGACACACUCACGCGUAAAUGUGUUUCCGUACUAAUGUACGUAGUAAAUCGUUCAAAUAAAGUUAUGAAAAAACAAACCAGAAGUGGCAUACAUUGGGGAGAAUCUACUUCCGGGUGUGUCUCGUGUCCAAUCCUAACGGCCGCCUUUUCACGGAGGCUCCUCCAUUGGCUACCACGAAGAGUUUUGUAUUCGAACGUCGGCCGCCGAUUGGCUCAGCGCGCCGGUUGCUGUCCGGCGUCCGUUUAAACUCGGAGCGCCGCUCGGCUCAUUCGAAACCAGCGAACUUUUUGCGUUUUCACUCAACUUCGGCGCACACGCCAAGCUCCAAGCGACGCCGAUGGCCUCUCAGAACUUGGACCCCGCCGCCGCCUCGGCCGGAUCCAACGCCGCCGCCAUGAAGGGCAGCGAGGCGGGCGCCAGCUCCGCCAAAGGAUCCGUCACCAAACGGCUUCAGCAGGAGCUGAUGACGCUGAUGAUGGCGGGCGACGAGGGAAUCUCGGCCUUUCCCGAGUCCGACAACCUCUUCAAGUGGAUCGGGACCAUCGACGGCGCUCGGGACACGGUAGGUGCUCGCCGCGCGUCGGCGGACCGCGCGUGCGACUCGGCCGGCGCUGACGUCGGCGGCCUUCAGGUGUACGAGGGUCUGUGCUACAAGCUGUCGCUGGAGUUCCCGGCGGGCUACCCGUACCGGGCGCCGCGCGUGCGCUUCCUGUCGCCGUGUUUUCAUCCCAACGUGGACGACAACGGCUUCAUCUGCUUGGACAUCCUCAAGGACAAGUGGUCGGCGCUGUUGGACGUGCGCUCCGUCCUGCUGUCCAUCCAGAGCUUGCUGGCAGAACCCAACAACGAGAGUCCGCUCAACGCGACGGCCGCGGCGCUUUGGGCCAACCGAGAAGCCUACAGAGCUCAUCUGCAGUCAACAUUCCAGAAGUGAAAUUGCUUUUUUUGUUGUUGUUGUUGUUUUAAUUCAACUUGUAUGCGUUUUUGUACAGUAUUUUUAUGUUGGUUUGCCUUUUGUUGAAUCAUUAAAGUUCUUAAUUCAA